Messenger RNA from Thalassophryne amazonica, 3859 nucleotides. RefSeq names its product chloride channel 3 (gene clcn3). The record is from RefSeq and is a predicted model, not a curated record. Gene Ontology annotation, molecular function: voltage-gated chloride channel activity. Lineage: Eukaryota; Metazoa; Chordata; Actinopteri; Batrachoidiformes; Batrachoididae. The coding region runs from base 168 to 2786 and encodes 872 amino acids. Gene Ontology annotation, cellular component: Golgi apparatus; early endosome; membrane. Gene Ontology annotation, biological process: transmembrane transport; chloride transport. The transcript is spliced from 15 exons.
GGAGCACGGAGAGAGGAAAGAUCAUCACUGUCAUCAUCAUACACAUGGGGACAGUGUCCAAUUUGUUUGUGUAUACGGGAAAAAUAUUAACUUACCUCGCGAAAAGGAUGAAUUGUCGCGUCCGGGCUGGAAUUGUGGCAUUACUGAGGGCAUCGGCGUGUUGCUAAAUGGAGUCGGAGCAGCUGUACCACAGAGGCUACUGCAGAAACAGUUACAACAGCAUCGCCAGUGCCAGCAGUGACGAGGAGCUGCUGGAUGGAGCCGGUGUCAUCAUGGACUUCCACACCACAGAGGAUGACAACCUGCUGGAUGGGGAGGCCGCCUCUCCAGGGUCUAACUACGCCAUGUCUAACGGGGGCGGGGCAGCCAGCAGCUCCACCCACCUGCUGGACUUUCUAGAAGAGCCCAUCCCUGGUGUGGGGACCUACGACGACUUCCACACCAUUGACUGGGUCCGCGAAAAGUGCAAGGAUCGUGAGAGACACCGUAAGAUUAACAGUAAGAAAAAGGAGUCAGCAUGGGAGUUUACCAAGAGCCUGUACGAUGCCUGGUCCGGGUGGCUGGUGGUGACGCUUACGGGCUUGGCUUCAGGUGCGUUGGCUGGCCUGAUUGACAUUGCUGCUGAUUGGAUGAAUGACUUGAAAGAGGGCGUGUGUCUGAGCGCCAUGUGGUUCAACCACGAGCAGUGCUGCUGGACGUCCAAUGAGACCACUUUCGCAGAGAGGGACAAGUGUCCUCAGUGGAAAAGCUGGGCAGAGCUAAUCCUGGGGCAGGCCGAGGGCCCAGGCUCCUACAUCAUGAACUACUUCAUGUACAUCUACUGGGCGCUGUUCUUCGCCUUCCUGGCUAUCUGCCUGGUCAAAGUGUUUGCUCCAUAUGCCUGUGGCUCAGGAAUUCCUGAGAUCAAGACCAUCCUCAGUGGGUUUAUCAUCCGGGGCUAUCUGGGCAAAUGGACCCUUUUGAUCAAAACCAUCACUCUGGUUUUGGCUGUGGCAUCUGGCCUCAGCCUGGGCAAGGAGGGCCCUCUGGUCCACGUGGCCUGCUGCUGUGGGAAUAUCUUUUCCUACCUCUUCCCCAAAUACAGCAAGAACGAGGCAAAGAAACGAGAGGUUCUCUCUGCUGCGUCAGCGGCCGGGGUGUCUGUGGCUUUUGGAGCUCCAAUAGGAGGAGUACUUUUCAGUUUGGAGGAGGUGAGCUACUACUUUCCCCUGAAGACACUGUGGCGUUCCUUUUUCGCCGCCCUGGUGGCGGCCUUUGUGCUGCGCUCCAUUAACCCCUUUGGGAACAGCCGCCUGGUGCUGUUCUACGUGGAGUACCAUACGCCGUGGUACCUCUUUGAACUCAUCCCAUUUAUCCUAUUGGGAGUUUUCGGGGGACUCUGGGGCGCCUUCUUCAUUCGAACCAACAUCGCAUGGUGCCGGCGGCGCAAGUCCACUCGCUUCGGCAAGUACCCGGUGUUGGAGGUGAUCUUGGUGGCAGCCAUCACCGCGGUAGUUGCAUUCCCUAACCCAUACACUCGCCAGAACACCAGUGAGCUGAUAAAGGAACUGUUUACGGACUGCGGCCCGCUGGAGUCGUCUCAGCUCUGCCAGUACCGUAGCCAAAUGAACGGCAGUCGAGCCUUCAGUGACAGUCCCAACCGGCCAGCGGGGCCCGGCGUCUAUGCCGCCAUGUGGCAGCUCUGCCUGGCACUUAUCUUUAAAAUAAUCAUGACCAUAUUCACCUUUGGACUGAAGGUACCAUCAGGCUUGUUCAUCCCCAGCAUGGCGAUCGGGGCGAUCGCAGGUCGCAUAGUUGGCAUUGCUAUGGAGCAGCUGGCUUAUUACCACCAUGACUGGUUCCUGUUCAAAGAGUGGUGUGAGGUCGGGGCCGACUGCAUCACGCCUGGACUCUACGCCAUGGUGGGGGCUGCAGCAUGUCUGGGUGGCGUGACCCGUAUGACCGUCUCCCUGGUCGUCAUCGUCUUCGAGCUGACGGGCGGGCUGGAGUACAUCGUGCCUCUCAUGGCUGCUGUCAUGACCAGUAAGUGGGUCGGCGACGCGUUUGGCCGCGAGGGGAUCUACGAGGCCCACAUCCGUCUGAACGGCUACCCAUUUCUGGACGCCAAGGAGGAAUUCACGCACACCACGCUGGCCAGGGAGGUGAUGAGGCCACGGCGCAGCGACCCGCCGCUCGCGGUGCUGACGCAGGACGACCUGACGGUGGAGGAGCUGCAGGGGGUCAUCAAUGAAACCAGUUACAACGGGUUUCCUGUCAUAGUGUCCAAGGAGUCGCAGAGGCUGGUGGGCUUUGCUUUGCGCAGGGACAUCACCAUCGCUAUAGAAAACGCCCGCCGCAAACAGGAAGGCAUCAUGUUGAACUCCAGGGUGUACUUCACCCAGCACGCACCCACCCUCCCUGCCGACAGCCCGCGACCCCUCAAGCUGCGCUCCAUCCUGGACAUGAGCCCGUUCACUGUCACGGACCACACGCCCAUGGAGAUUGUGGUGGACAUCUUCAGGAAGCUGGGUCUGCGACAGUGUCUGGUCACUCACAACGGGAUUGUGUUGGGCAUCAUCACAAAGAAGAAUAUAUUAGAACAUCUGGAGGAGCUCAAGCAGCGCUCGGAGCCCCUGGCGCCUCCUUGGCAUUAUCACAAAAAAAGAUAUCCUUCGCCACAUGGCUCAAAUGGCAAACAAAGAUCCCGAGUCCAUCAUGUUCAACUGAUCCGCUCCUUCCAGGACGGCCGGGCAGGGGGGCGCGGCAGUGAGGAGGAGGUGCGCCUUCUGGAUGACUCCGAUCCCUGACACGGGGACCCCGCUUCCAUUUUAUUUUCAGCUUUGAGGACCUUGACCUACUGACUGAAAGGGGUGCACCCCCUAAUGGCUGCAGGAGGCACUGAGAAAAGACUUUUAAAAAAAUCAUCUUGGCUGCUGAGGUCAUGAGGAGGUCAUGAGGAGGUCACUGACGAAGGCGCUGUCCACGUCAGAGACAUCUCACAUGCAUGCUCGUCCCAUCCAACUGCAACACCAGUUUUCCUGCUGUAUUUCAAAAACAAACGCGUCUGCAGUCUUCACGCCCCUCACUCGCCUCCCCGCUAUGGUUGGCUGGGGUGGGUCAAAGGUCAGCAUGAACCGCCAGACCUUGAAACUUUGAGACUGCGGGUCUCAUGUGCGCACGUGACUCUUGCGUCACUACAUUCCAGCACAGAGGGCACAGACCUCCUCCUCCUCCUCCAAACGUGACGACACAGAAGAACAAAGACACUUCAUCUCAGAACGAAACGGUGAAAAAGAAGUCUUUUUUUUAUUUAUGUUGUUUUAUGUGUGAACUUUGUUUUCUGAGCCAGUGACUUCCAUCCAAUCAGUGACGGUGGAAAAAAGAACAAUUUUAUUUUUCAGACAGCGUCACUUGUAAUCAAUUAAAGUUAUAAACUGGAAUCUCGCGGUGCUGCUGCACGGAGCAGGAAGAUGGCGAUCGUACCUCACGUUAGCUGUGAAUUAAAAUACGUUUCUUUGUCCUGCUGAAUAAUGAGAAUAAUUUGUUAAAGGUUUCUCUCUAACUUCCUAAUUUAUAUUUUAAAAACAAACCUUUUUGCUUGGUGAGCCUUAAAAAAGUAAUAUGUUGGGCAGUAACGGAAUUACAUUUAGGAAAACUGAUUGUAAUCCUGUUAUUACUGAUGGGUCACUACAGUCACACAUCGUUUUCUGUCAUACUCACUAGUAUCUCUCUGAUUGGUCAGUAAAUGAUGGGUAAUAAAGGCUAUGAUGGUCAUCAUCUUUGUGCACCCCCCCCGGUGUCGAUAGUUGGGUAUCAUUCUGAAGAAAUUUAUGUACUAAAUAUGUAAAGAAUAAAUAUUGUUUAUUAAAAGGAUAAAUUU